AAAAAAGAAAUAAAAAAAAAAAUUCCUCUCUUAAACUCUGGUGAUCGAUCGUAGUUUUGCAAUUUCAAACCGACCAUGAGUAGUCCACAGCCAUCAGAUUCGAGCCAAGAAGCCAUUCAAGAGAUUAGUAACGCAAGCGAGGAUCAAAACAACACUACACAAGUUGACAUGUCCAAACUCUACCCACAUGAAAAACCUGAUUACAAGGAUCCAAAGUACGCUGGCAUGAGCAGACGAGCUAUUAAGCGUCAUUAUAAACAAGAACGCUGGGACGCUACUCGAGAUGAAAGAAGAGAUGCUGCCAAAGCUAAAAAGAAGCAAAAGAAAGAAGCAAGGAAGAGAAUGUACGAGGAAGGGUUGAUAACGCCUCCACAGGGACCCAAAAGAAUUCGACUGGAGGAUCAGGUGUGGAGCAAGUUAAACGUUGUAAUUGAUUGCGACUUUAAUUCACUGAUGGUAGAAAAAGAGAUCAAUUCGAUGCAAACCCAAAUAUGUCGGUGCUACAGCUCUAAUCGAUCCGCGAAAUAUCCAUGUCCUAUUACCAUCACUUCAUUUGGUGGUGAUUUAGAGCAGGUGUUCGACAAGAAGACACCGUCACGAACUAAUUGGAAAGGCGUUGAUUUUACAACUGAAACAUACCUUGAGAAAUUUGAUAAAGAAAAGCUGGUCUAUCUGUCAGCGGAUUCAGACAAUGUGGCAACAGAAUUGGAUGAGAAUAAGGUGUAUAUUAUUGGCGGAAUCGUUGACAAAAAUCGUUACAAGGGACUUUGCCAGGAAAAAGCUGUCAAGGAAGGAAUCCCUACUGCACAACUUCCAAUUGGCGAAUAUCUCCAAUUAGCUACACGCAAAGUUCUCACUGUAAACCAUGUAUAUGAAAUCAUGCUCAAGUGGCUUGAAUGUAAAGACUGGAAUCAGGCAUUUUUAGAAGUUAUACCCCAGCGAAAGUUCAAAGACUUUAACGCAUCCAACCAACCUAAUUCAUCAGCAGCCGGUGAAGAUUCGUCCGAUGAAGAGGCAGUGGACGAAGGAUCAGACAUCGGUGCAACGCCACAGGAUAAUUAGGGAUAGUUACUUCACUAGAGGUACUCAUUGAGGUGCCAACACAAGAAUAGAGCCAUCGUGCAAAAUUGCAAAAAUAAAAAAAGAUUAUGCCAUAGCCAGUGGUGUUUCACAUACGCUAAUUACUUUAUGUAUUAUACAACUUCUUCAAACAUAUCCUUAUCCGACAUAUCAUCAUCUGAGUCAUGUCUUUGUACUUGAGAGCGGUUGUGGUCGUUGUCGCUUCGCACUUGGUAUCGCUCGUGCUCCCGCUUCGCCACUUCACGGCCUUUGCUUCCCAAUUUAAGCAGCUCGCUCGACCACUUUUCUAGCUGCGUGGUGUAUUUGUCUAUCGUUUCCGUCUUUACGUGUAUAUCGCGUCGUAACAGGGCUAAAGACUGAUUAUAUAAAGUUAAGACCUUGGUGCGUCUUGAUAAUCACAAAAUACA
Umbelopsis ramanniana AG is the source of this 1487-nucleotide messenger RNA. RefSeq lists its product as uncharacterized. Gene Ontology annotation, cellular component: nucleus. The record is from RefSeq and is a predicted model, not a curated record. Lineage: Eukaryota; Fungi; Mucoromycota; Umbelopsidomycetes; Umbelopsidales; Umbelopsidaceae. The coding region runs from base 76 to 1062 and encodes 328 amino acids. Gene Ontology annotation, molecular function: tRNA binding. Gene Ontology annotation, biological process: tRNA N1-guanine methylation. The transcript is spliced from 2 exons.